Messenger RNA from Marasmius oreades (fairy-ring Marasmius), 1322 nucleotides. RefSeq lists its product as uncharacterized. NCBI's taxonomy places the organism in Eukaryota, Fungi, Basidiomycota, Agaricomycetes, Agaricales, Marasmiaceae. The coding region runs from base 168 to 1184 and encodes 338 amino acids. The record is from RefSeq and is a predicted model, not a curated record. The transcript has 8 exons.
AACGAAGGAUUACAGAAGCGGCACAGCAUCCAAUCACGAGUACCCCGAAUACCCUCCCAUUAACGCAGCCACAGAUCAAGGCAUACAUAAGCCUUUGUAACUUGAGUGCUUUCACAUGGACCUUUCCUUUCCUUAUAAUAAGAAUCAGCGGAUGAGAAAGUGUUGAAAUGAACAUGCCUCCCGCGGUCAUCUUGUAUCGCUACGAUGGCUCGCCGUUCAGCGAAAAAGUUGAUCAUGCUCUGUUGCUCAAGUCUGUACCCCAUCAGAUAGUUCAUGUUUCACGGGUCUUACCUCGCCCCGAAAUCACGAACCUACUAGGAUUGAAUUACCGUCGUAUCCCAAUCCUAGCAAUCGACAACGAUAUAUACUGCGAUACGAGUCUCAUCAUCCCAGUCUUGGAACGCCGGUUCCCUCCCUCUACUGGCAUCUACGGUUCUAUCUUUCCUCCCAAGAAACAUGGUGGUAGUGCAGACACCGGAUUGGUAAAAGCCUUCGCGAAACAUUACGCUGAUUUUACCCUCUUUCCUCUCGCACCUGCGUUCAUUCCAUGGGACAAAAUUCCCAGGACCUUUAUUGAAGACCGGUCGUCGCUUCGCGGGCACCCAAUAGACGUCGAAGGGAUGAUUGCAUCCCGAGGGAAAUCCUUGAGUCUCCUUUCUGCGCAGUUGGCCCUUAUCGAGGAGCAAUUGAAGGACGGUCGUGAAUGGUUAUUCGACACUGAGUUACCGAGUCUAGCGGACGUGGCUGUUCACUUCGUCUUUGACUGGUUACGAUCGUUUCCCAACGCCGGACCGCUUUUCAAUGAAACCAAAUAUCCAAACUCGCUAAAGUGGCUUGCGAGGCUGUCUCAAACUUUGGCUAGGGCGAAAGAGGAGUACAAUCCUCAGCGCAUUGAUGGGGCUGAUGCAGCGAAAUCAAUUGCUUCUGCUCCUUUCGAACCCUACGAUGUCGUCGGUUUUGAUGACGUUGAAGGCAGCAGGCUAGGAGUGAAAGCUGGACAGACUGUUGCUAUAAUCGCGGACGACACGCCCAAGCUGCGCCCAACCGUCGGGAAGUUGGUUUCUUUGAACGACGAAGAGUACUGCAUUGAGGUGAAAGGGGAAUCCGGAAUAUUCCGUGCCCAUUUCCCCCGGAUCGGAUACACUGCUAAACACGAUGCCGACGCUGCUAAUAGCAAGUUGUGAUCCGUGGUUUGCUACAGCCUAACUGAUAAAUAUAACGGCUCCUUCCACUGAGAUGGCGCUGGCGCGCAUAGCUCUGUUAAGUAAUGCUUUACUGUGAAUCCGGGUUGGUCCGACCGGGCACCCGCCGUAUAAGCGCCC